This is a messenger RNA of Salmo salar (Atlantic salmon), 5003 nucleotides long. RefSeq lists its product as uncharacterized. Gene Ontology annotation, biological process: regulation of transcription by RNA polymerase II. Gene Ontology annotation, cellular component: transcription regulator complex; chromatin; PcG protein complex. Gene Ontology annotation, molecular function: RNA polymerase II cis-regulatory region sequence-specific DNA binding; DNA-binding transcription factor activity, RNA polymerase II-specific. NCBI's taxonomy places the organism in Eukaryota, Metazoa, Chordata, Actinopteri, Salmoniformes, Salmonidae. The record is from RefSeq and is a predicted model, not a curated record.
GGACAGAAGCGCACCAUUCUUCAGUGUAAGGAAAGCGCCAAAACGGUGCAGUCAAGAAGAUAACAUUUGUGUCCUUUUCUAUUUAUUACUACAGGUAUAUAAUAGCACGUUUUAACCUUCUAAUAUCGAAAUAACAUGUCAUUCCAUUUUAGGUAACACAUCCGUUAAGGUAUUAUCACGUUUGGUAAAGGUUUGACGUGUUAUUUUUGUGUCAAACUAAGUGAAGAACGUAUUUUACAAGUUACAUAGUUAGAGCUUUGGGGGUUUGUCCGAGUGGAUGUACAUCGUUUUCUCAAGGCCGACUAGAAUUAAGUCAGUCCGGUAACAUCAACAGUGAGGACAAACCCAGCCUGCCUCUCUCCUUCCACACUGAGUCCAAACCUACAGUCACUGGGUCCUGAUUGUGACAGUGGAGCCCAGUUUGCACUGCAGGAUCCAGAGAUGGCAUCAGUGAAGCUGGAAGACUGUAGUCAAACACUGGAGCUGAAUGUCAACAUUAAAGAUGAAGAAGAGGAGGAGAAGAUUGGGACAUCUGUUUCUCAUGGUAUGAGGCCGGUAACAUCAACAGUGAGGACAAACCCAGCCUGCCUCUCUCCUUCCACACUGAGUCCAAACCUACAGUCACUGGGUCCUGAUAAUGACAGUGGAGGCCAGUUUUUACAGCAGGAUCCAGAGAUUGCAUCAGUGAAGCUGGAAGACUGCAGUCAAACACUGGAGCUGAAUGUCAACAUUAAAGAUGAAGAAGAGGAGGAGAAGAUUGGGAAAUCUGUUAGUCAUGGACGACUAGAAUUAAGUCUGAAGCCGGUAACAUCAACAGUGAGGACAAACCCAGCCUGCCUCUCUCCUUCCACACUGAGUCCAAACCUACAGUCACUGGGUCCUGAUUGUGACAGUGGAGCCCAGUUUGCACUGCAGAAUCCUGAGAUGGCAUCAGUGAAGCUGGAAGACUGCAGUCAAACACUGGAGCUGAAUGUCAAUAUUAAAGAUGAAGAAGUGGAGGAGAAGAUUAGGAAAUCUGUUUCUCAUGGAGACCAUGUUGAGACAUUCUCUACAUCCAGAGAGAAACAGCAGGAAGAUCAUGGAGCUAAGAGGUCUCACCGCUGCCCACAUUGUGAGGAGAUUUUCCCAAUUUUAUCAAAGCUAAAAAUACACCUAAAAAUACACACAGGAGAGAAUCCGUAUUCCUGUACUGACUGUGGGAAGAGAUUCACAACAUCAGGGAAUCUGACAGUUCAUCAGAGAGUGCACACUGGAGAGAAGCCUUACUCCUGCCCUGACUGUGGAAAGAUUUUCUCUCGACUGGGCCACUUAAAAAGACAUGAACGUAUACAUACCGGAGUGAAGCCUUACUCCUGCUCUGACUGCGUAAAAUGCUACACAACAUCAACUGAGCUAAAACUUCAUCAGAGAGUGCACACUGGAGAGAAGCCUUACUCCUGCUCUGACUGUGGGAAGAGUUUCUCUCGACAGGGUUUUUUAAAAGCACAUGAACUUAUACAUACAGGAGUGAAGCCUCAUUCCUGCUCUGACUGUGGGAAGAUUUUCUCUCAACUGGGCAACUUAAAAACACAUGAACGUAUACAUACAGGAGUGAAGCCUUACUCCUGCUCUGACUGUGUAAAAUGCUUCACAACAUCAACUGAGCUAAAAGUCCAUCAGAGAACACACACAGGAGAGAAGCCUUACUCCUGCUCUGACUGUGGAAAGAGUAUCUCUCUACUCUGCAACUUAAAAACACAUGAACGUAUACAUACAGGAAUGAAGCCUUACUCCUGCUCUGACUGUGUAAAAUGCUUCACAACAUCAGCUGAGCUAAAGGUUCACCAGAGAACACACACAGGUGAGAAGCCUUACUCCUGCUCUGACUGUGGAAAGAGUUUCUCUCAAAUGUGCCACUUAAAAAGACACCAAGGUAAACAUAAAGGAGAGAAGCCUUACCACUGAUCUGACUGUAGAAAAUGUUUUAAAACAACAGCUGAGCUAAAAGGUCAUCAGAGAACAGACACAGGAGAGAAGCCUUACUUCUGCUCUUAAUUUGGCAAGAGUUACUCAAGUAAGUCGAAUAGUAUUUGGUUGUAAAUAUACCUUAGUAUAAAAAGUAAAAGUGAAUAAUUUUAAAUUCCUUAAAUGAACCUCUACGUGAUGGGUGUCCCUUAACCUGGACGGUUGUUGCUAACGUGCGCCAAUGUGACUAGAAUGAUGUUGUAUACAACAGCCAACUUUCCGGGACGUAGACAUGUCUUUAUGUGGGCAGAAAGCUUACAUUAUUUUUAAUGUAACUGCAGUGUCCAAUUUAACAGUAGCUAUUUCAUUGAAAAAAUACCAUGCUGUUGUUUGAGUAGAGUGCACAACAACUGUCAUGGCAACUGGUUUAAUACAUUCACCUCUGAAGGUCAAUAAUGUACUUAUAUUCUGUAAUCUUGCUCUGAUUUGUCAUCCUGAGGGUCCCAGAGAUAAAAUGUAGCAUAGUUUCAUUUGCUAAAAUCUAUUUUUAUGUUCAAAUGUAGGAACUGGGUUCUACAUUUUUAACCCCUGCUGUCUCUGGCAACACACCCACCCUGCCCAGCCAUCUAGAUGUGUGAAAGUUCGUGUAUAAGCUAAUGAUCCAUCAUGAAUGACAUUCCUGGCAGUGUGUAAACUUAAAUGUUUUGUUUCCAUAGCAUUUUUGUAUGUUCUCUAUCAUUUUGUACUUAAAUGUAUCAAUUGACCAAUUCAGAACAUUUGGGGAACCUCCUGGCAGACUUGAUACAGUGCAGUAAUGUAAUUCUUCACCGGAUCAGUCAGAACCUUUGCACGCUGCUGCCAUCUGGUGGACAAAAUCUAAAUUACACCUAGACUCCUAUCUGAAAGUAUGGCCUUUCUCUUGCAUUUCAAAGAUGAAAAAGAAAAACACAGGUAUUUUGUUUAUUAUCUUUUACCAGAUCUAAUGUAUUAUUCUCCUAUAUUUCACAUUUCCACAAACUUCAAAUGGUAUAAAGAAUAUGCAUAUCCUUGCUUCAGAUGCUGAGCUACAAUCAGUUAGAUUUGGGUAUGUCAUUUUAGGUGAAACUUUAAAAAAAAGUGUAUGAUCCUUAAGUUUUUAAGCAAACCAGAUGGCACAAUUGUGUGUUGUUUUUUUUAUAUUACGGGAUAACCAGGGACACACUCCAACACCAUUUACCAACAAAGCAUUUGUGUUUAGUCAGUCCGCCAGAUCAGAGGCAGUGGGGAUGACCAGGGAUGUUAUCUUGAUAAGUGUGUGAAUUGGACCAUUUUCAAACCUGCUAAUCAUAAAAAAGGAAGUUGAGUACUUUUGGGUGUCAGGGAAAAUGUAUGGAGUUAAAAGUAUUAUUUACUCUAGGAAUUUAGUGAAGUAAAAGUUGUCAAAAAUAUAAAUACCUCCAAAAAACUUACUUAAGUACUUUACACCACUGUAUGCAUCCAUGCCAUGUGGCAGGGUGGUGGUGUGGGAUGUUUUCAGGGCACACAUUUGGACUAUUGAUAAAAGUUGAGUAAGGUUUGAAAGCAUCCCUUCAUGGCAGCAGUGUAUCCAUCUGCAAAUGGAUGCUUUUAGCAGGAUUAUGCCUAAUGCCACAAGGUUUGUCCAGGAAUGGUUCCAAGAACAUUACUUCAUUGUCCAUCUGUGGGAGGAGAUGGAAUGAGCUAUUUGGAGUAGAUCCAUUCGCAGCCAACUUGACACAAUUGUUGGAAGCAUUGGAGUCAACAUGGACCAGCAUCUCUGUGUAACACACACAACACCUUGGACAGUCCAUGUCCUGACGAAUUGAGGCUGUUCUGAGGACAAAGGGGGGUGCAACUCAACAUUAGGAAGGUGUUUCAAAUAUUUUGUACUAGGGAUGCACCGAUAUUACAUUUUUGGCCAAUACGCUAUCCAAUAUUUUCCUUGCCAAAAGAACGAUACCGAUAUUUAAAAUGUUAACGGCCUUUUAAGCAUUAUACUACAGUUAAAUAGUUAACACACACACGGACUCAGCGUGUCACUACAAGCCCUGGUUUGAAUCCAGGCUGUAUCACAUCCGGACGUGAUUGAGAGUCCCAUAGGGCGGCGCACAAUUGGCCCAGCGUCGUCCGGGGUAGGUCGUUAUUGUAAAUAAGAAUUUGUUCUUAACUAAUUUGCCUAGUUAAGUAAAGGUUAUACACACACCACACCGACCAAAUCGCUUGUUCACAGCAUCGAGUACUUUUGUAAGUUAACCCCACGGUCUGUGUCGGUAGUUCUGUUGAGCAGGGGUUGCAAUGCCAUGAAAUAGGGUCUCACGUCUGCUGCAGGCGCAGUUGAUUAGCUUAUUUCUCGAGUCAGAUGUUCGAAUGGCGCUAGGAGUGUGUUCAUGUAUCCAAGUUUUAAACACUGUUGAAAUGUCUGCAGCGGUAUGAGAACCAGCACAUUCUUGAACAUGCAAUACGGCUUUCCUCAGUACGAAAUCCUCGUCGACCCUCUGUACUGUCAGACUCAGUAUGCUCAUGGUGCUGACAUCGCUGGUCCAAAUAUCAGUUGUGAAGCUAAUAGCAGUGACGCCCAUAGCUCCGGUAGGGCACCAUCUGAAAAAUUGUGUGUACCGGCGCUCGACCAGUCGGCGAAAGCCUUUGAGUUGUCUCGCUGAAAUUUUCUUACUCUUUUCAAAUGACUGCUUGACUUGAACUUGUUUAGUUGUUGGAAGUGUGGUCUUAGUAUUUUUCUGCUUUUGUUCUGUGUAGCGCUGUAUUUUUCGUGGCGUCAUCUACCUACGUUAUAUAGCAUGUCUGCUUUAUUAACAUCCGUUUUGCACAUCAGUGUUAAAUCAGACAUCGGGCCGAAGUUGGCAUUUUUAGCUAAUAUCGUCAGAUUCCGAUAUGUUCAACGAUAUAUUGUGCAUCCCUAUCCGUAUAUCAUAUAACGAUGGUGUAAUAAUCAGUUUUUAGCAUUAGUUUGGGUGGAUUAUUUUAUUACUAAACAACUUUUGUUGAAUGAUAAACAAGCUAUAAAUCAACUACUUGUGUUUAUUAAAUUGUAUUUUAAUACUUGA